Molecule: messenger RNA, 4326 nt
Organism: Lates calcarifer (barramundi perch)
Lineage: Eukaryota; Metazoa; Chordata; Actinopteri; Centropomidae
Product: hippocalcin-like protein 4
Exons: 4
Coding region: 219-794 (191 amino acids)
Molecular function (GO): calcium ion binding
Source: RefSeq, a predicted model, not a curated record
GCCUUCAUGCAAAUGUGUUGGCAAGGGAGACGCAGCGGUUCAUUCAUCUUCUUCCAGAGAGAGGUGAGUUAAAACGAAGGUUAUUUUACAUGAGGGAGGAACUGUUUUGGAGCAAAACAUUACCGUGCGAAUAGCGGGAAAGCAAAGAAGAGGUUUUUCUUUUAUCGCCAAAAAGGAGCGCAUUUUUCUCCCAAACAUUACAAGAGAGGUGAAGCAUCAUGGGGAAGCACAACAGCAAGCUGGCUCCGGAGGUCCUGGAUGAUCUGACCAAGAACACCGAAUUCAACGAGGCAGAGCUCAAGCAGUGGUACAAAGGCUUCCUCAAAGACUGUCCCUCUGGCAUUCUCAACCUGGAGGAGUUUCAGCAGCUCUAUGUUAAGUUUUUCCCAUAUGGUGAUGCCUCCAAGUUCGCCCAGCAUGCGUUUCGGACAUUUGACAAGAACGGUGACGGGACCAUCGACUUCAGGGAGUUCAUUUGUGCCCUGUCCAUCACCUCCAGGGGCAGCUUCGAGCAGAAACUCAACUGGGCCUUCAACAUGUACGAUCUGGAUGGGGAUGGGAAGAUCACACGCAUGGAGAUGCUUGAGAUCAUAGAGGCCAUCUACAAGAUGGUGGGCACGGUGAUCAUGAUGCGUAUGAAUGAGGACGGGCUGACCCCUCAGCAGCGCGUGGACAAAAUCUUCUCCAAGAUGGACAAGGACCACAACGACGAGAUCACCCUGGAAGAGUUCAAAGAGGCCGCCAAGUCUGACCCCUCCAUCGUCCUACUGCUGCAGUGUGAUAUGCAGAAGUAGAAAGGGAUGGGUGGAGAUGCAGAGGGAGGGAGGGGAGGGACGGGGGAAGAGUUGAACUGCAACAAGAGAAUAGAGAGGCAGGAGAAGAAAGGGAGGGAUGCAAUUGAGGGAGUAGGAGGAGGAGAGAGGUAGGGAAGCUUUUUUUUUUUUUUUCCUUUUUCUUUUUUCGAGGCAGUGAUGACUAGAAAUGAGCCAUGUUUGGAACACAAUGGAGCCCUGAUUGAUGCCAUUUUUUUUCUUGCAGCCUGUCCCACUGUGCAGUACGCUCCUGCAGCAGUUCUGCGUCAGUCUAGAUGGGUGUCUUUAUAAAUCCAGUCUGAUGAUCUGUGAGAGGUGGAAAUCCCUCCAGCUCCUUUUUGGCAGAGACCAAAGAAAUAUAGUGGGGAUUUACUGGGGAAAUAUGUAGAAGUGUCACUCACACUUUCACACUGUCAGACUCUUUGCCUAGCAUGUGAGAUUACAAGGCUGCAGGGUGAAUCAAGUGCAAAUGUCAGCUAUCUUGCAGCUACUAUUUGCACAUUUUACUCAGCUUUCUUAUUUGUAAAAUAAACAUAUGGUUCGCCUUCCUAUCCAAGAUCAAAAUCUUAAAAGAUGUAAUCGUAGAACAGGUUGUUUUUAUUUGAUGUAAGUUAACAUGGAAUGCAUUAUUUCAGGUGUUAUGAAAAAAUAUUAUAGUAAUGAUUGUUUUCCCAAAUUACACUCUUACCUGUCUGUUUAAAGGAAUAGUGGAAUAGUUUGGCACUUUGGGAAAUACACUCACUUUCUCACAGAGAGUUAGAUGGGAAGAUUGAUACCUUAAUAUUAAGCUGAAGCCAGGAGACGCUUUGCUUAGCUUAGCAUAAAGACUGAGAAUGGGGAAACAGCCAGCCUACCUCUGUCCAAACAUACCACCACCUCUAAAAUUUACUAACAUGUUAUGUCUCCUUUAUUAAAUCUGUACAAAUUCCAAAAUCCAAAAGACUGCGCUGGUUCUCUGGAAACCUCACACUGAUAAUGAAGAUUUAAUAUUGUCGGUGCUCAUGUCCAAGUCUGGCCAAUGAUUGCAAAAAACAGAGUUACAAAGAGCUUCAGAGUAAAAGAGGGAAUAAAAAAGAUCCUCAGUUGAGGGGCCUGGACAGCAAAGGUUGGCAAAGGCAAGAUUUUGGAACUGCUAGAAGGGCACAGAGGAUCUUAAGCAACUGUCAGACCUGUAUGGUGUAUAAUUUGAAGCUGUUAAAGGGAAAAAAAAUAUUUUUUUCCCCUUGGGACAUAACCAGGCUAGGUCUUUCCUCCUGCUUUCUUUCUGUAAUAUUGUCCCGCCGCUCCAGGGUCAUAUUUACCGUAAAGACAUUAUAUACAUUAUGAUAAUAAUGGUUACAUACUGGCAUGAAGAACAAAUAACAUUUCCCAAAAUGUCCAACUAGUCCUGGCUAAGUUCUGGCACCCAGAAUGCCAGUUUUGAUGCUGUGCACCGUGGGAUAGCUUGAAGAAAGCAAUGGCAUCAAACCAACUAAAGGCCUGUUGUUUGGUCCAUAUGGUCCAUCUAGAGCGACAAGAGAGAAGCAAAUGUUAUGCUGAUGGACAGAGAAUUAUGUAAUGAACAAUACCAUUAGCUGUGUGUGAGUUUGUCUGUUAUGGUUUUCAUAUGUGUGAGAGUAUGAAUGUGAGAAUCUAUGUGCACAAGCAAAAUAUUCUUGUUCCCAGGUGAAACCCAGAUCAGACUGCUCCUCUGAAUGUGAGUGCGUUUCUGUGUGUCCACUUGAAUUCAUUAGCUCUUUAACAGCAAAAUCCACAGGUAGAUGCGUGGCACUUGAACAUUUCUGACAGAUUACAGCAUGGUGUCCAGAUGCUUUACCCUCCAAGUACGAGACAGGCAGGUGAUGAAUGUCUCAGACGGCUGCCUCCAGCAGCAUGGUGAAGCAUACUGAUGUGCUCAUCAGUGACUUCUGGCUCUGCCUAAAGCUUUUCCACAUAUGCUAACAAAUCAAUAUAUCAUCAAAAUGAUUACAUGUGUUUCAUUAAAAUGACAUGUAAUUAGGUUAGAAUGAAGCAAUGCCCUCUACAUAAUGUAAUCUGGACUCUCCAGCAGGUUAACAGGUUAACUCCCUGCUGCAUGUUCUCUGUGAUAAACAUUGUCAUGUCAGCUACAGUGUCAUUUGGUUGAGGUAACAUAAAUUGUAACAAAUUUAUGACAUUGUCAUGAAUAGUUAUUAAUAGAGGAAGAAGAAUGACAUGGAAUCAUUACAUCAGCUUGUUAUAAUUAAAGCCCUCAUGUGUGGAAUUGUUAAUUUCUCCCACAUUCUUUUGAUGGCGUGGUUUUUGUUUGCAGGAAAAUGCAGUAAAAACGAACACAGUCUGUGCUUUUUCAGUCUAGUUUUUAGUGCGUGUCUAACUUUUUUCAAACAAUGGGGUGGCACCAAAGUCAAAUUUUCUACACAAAGUGGCUUUAAAAUCCCUAAGAACCAGGUUCAGAAUCUUAAGAAUUUCCUUUUAGCAUUUAAUAUCAUAGCAAAAUAAGCUACAAUCAGUGUUCAAGGUUUAAAUGACCUUUAAAUAUUAUUUAUUAAAGAUUUGGCUUCCAAAAUCUUUGCUUUACCAGUUUCAGGACUUUGUGGCUUGGUAACGUGAUCAAACACCCCUGCAACUAUUUUGGUAUUUAUUUCAUCAACAGGACCUUUACUAAAUUUUGAUGAGUUACUACAUUAUCAGCAGGUGUAUGUGCUUUGGAUAAUCGUCUCUCAAUACCAAAAAAAAAAAAAAAAAAAACUCUCUCUUAAAAUUGCAUCGACGAUACUGUGCAUGUUAUUUAAGCAGAACCAGAAAUAAAACAUACAGAAUAAUAUGGAGUCGUGGUCUUGCCUCUCCAAGACCAGCAAUUAUAGCAACAGAAACUAGAACAGUGUGGAGUGGGGACGAUCAUGACAGUAAUUACAGGCUGUAUGACAGAAACGGUAUUUCUCAGAAAAGGCCAAACCUGCCUCCACAAUUCACUGUUGUUUCACAUGAAAAGCUGAAAUAACCAUCUCUCCUCUCUCUCUCCCACUGUUCUACUCUCCACCCUUUUUGUCUUCCUCCUCCCUAAAUGUCAGAGAGGAAGCGCUUUGAUAAUAGAUGGAGGGAGAGGAACUUUGCUGAACUCAGCUCAGAUCUAAAAUCAAUGUGAAAAAGAGUAAAAGGUUGAAGAGGAAGCUUGGUGUGUGGUGCAGGUACUCAUCUGUUUGUGAAUGCGAAUGGAAGCCAAUAACUAAGGUGUUAUUUUAUCUGUACAUUAAACAGGAAAACCUCUAUGUAGUCUGGUGGAUUAGCCUGAAAAAGUCCAAACUAAUGGCCACAUGAUUUUACUGACUGAACCCAUAAAAUAAUUUUACAUGCAACAAAUAUUAAGCUAGAGCCAGGAGACGGUUAGCUUAGCUUAGCCUAGCUUAACUUAGCACAAGACUGAAAGCUAAUUAGCUUGGUUUCUGUACAGAGUGAACAAACACGCUAUAACGUUAAUUAGUGAUUUAGAGGUAUUGGUAGGCAGAUAUCUGUCCCUGUAUCCUGACUGUAGGUU